GGAGACCAUGACACACGGCAGUGAAAAGCUGCUUCGCAUUAAUUUUUCUUGUACUUAUAAUUUAUGAUAAAUUCAGGUGGCUUUACUUGCAUAAUGAUACAAAUGAGGUUGUAUAAAUGUUCCUUGAAACCGAAUUUUAAAAACCGAGUCGGUCACUGAAGAAUUAAAAUCAUCUUAAACAGCUCCCUAAACUUUCAUAAAUAACAGGUUUUCAAGAGCUUACUCCGUAGUUGCUGAACUGUAGCCUUAAAAAUGUGACAAAUUUUAAUAAUUAUUGUAGAUAAGUGUAGUAUUUUAAACCCGCAGGCAGAAUUUACCGUCAAUAAAGUUAAGGAUGACGUAAAUUUAAGCGCUGAUCAGCUGUUAAGGGUUAAUCUGAGUCAGACGUGACACUGAAAUCCGAUACAGUUCCUGAUGAAUUAGCCUGGCUGUUGCUUUAGCCCCUGUUGUCGGUCUGUGUAAAGUUUUCUCCCCACAGGUGGGUCUUCAGGUCGGUCAAUAUGUUGGCUCGAGCGAGUCGUUGACGCUAAAAUGUAAAGCUCACGCGCCUGUCCUGCGUCGUAAAGUCCCGUCCUCAACGCACUGCGUCAUGGCGACAACGAGGGGAAAGUUACACAUUUUCUUGCCGGACUUCAUGGACUAAAUCACCCCGGUAUUCAUCAAACACAUGUGUAAGUACUCAUUGUGUGUGUAUUCGGUUUCGAUGGGAUAGAUAUGGUCACUUAAUCGAUAUUUCCUGUUCGUAGUUUACCUGUGCAGUCAGGUGAGCUGGUAUGACACCUGUUAGCAAGCAGCGUGUAAUGUUUACUUAUCUUAUCUCAGCUAUUCUCCUUUAUCAAAUCAUACUAGUCAUGGACAUAUCUUUGAUUUUUAUUGAUUGUCACCGAGCAGGUUAGGACUUUUGCUCAGGAAUACUUAAACUCUCUGUUGAAUUUGUGAUUUUAACUCUUUUCAUUGAAGUAGCUUUUCUUCUUUCUCCCAGUAUGGUGGAUUUCAGUGUUUCACAUGUACCUGAAGCCCUAGUCUCAAAAAGAGGCAGCCCUGUUAAAAUGGAGGAGCUGGCUCUGAUGGCCUUGCUGGAGUGUCCUCUGUGUUUCCAGCAGCUGGAUGUGUCAGCGAAGGUGCUGCCCUGCCAGCACACCUUCUGUAUGUCUUGCCUGCAGAGACAAGAGGUAGCCCACUCUCAGCUGUUCUGUCCAGAGUGUCGUGCUCCAGUCCCCGCCAGGACAGUGGAGGACCUUCCCACAAACCUCCUGCUGGUGCGGCUCCUGGAAGGGCUCCAGGGUCCCCAGAGGCCCAGCAGGGAUGGACAGACCACCCGCUAUGCAUUGCCCUUGUCCAGGGGCGGCUUGUCUGUGUGGGAGGGGAAACAGCUGCAGGAGAGCCAACAUAGAGAGAAGCAAGGGCAGAAUGAGGUCAGUGCAUGACCCCUGUGUUUCCCCAGGCACCCUGUGGGCAACAAUUUCAUCGAAGUGUAUGAUAAUGAGUUUUUUAUGUCGCUGUUACUUGAGAAAACAUUACACAAUCUUUUGAUGUCAAUCACCCACAUCCUGGCAAGAGUUUUUUUUUUACAGCAGACACCAAUGUGAAAAAUUACAACCUUGAUCAAAUCAUACUUAAGGUAAAUUUACAUCACAGUACUAAUCUGUACAUUGAAAUACUCAAUUUUAUCUGGACACAAGCAGAGAAACUUUAUAUGGAUGAGUUAUUUAGGCACCGUUUUCUGCUUUAGGUGACAAAAACAGAUCUGUGUUCUUUAACAGACUGAUGCAGAAAUAAAAUAAAAUCAUAAAGAAAUCCUGCUUAUUGAUUUUCAACAUUGCCCACAAUGUGCUAAUACACCUACACAUGUUAAAGUGAGAGGUACCUCAGUAUAACAGCAUAAACAGUAAUCUCUGGCUGUUGAGGAACUUUCAUCGCUUCAUGGUGUUUUAUUCUCCCUUUUGUCAGUUGUGCUUUUACACUUGAUAGAAAAGGAAUGUGUGACACAUCUCUUGAGUCAUCUCAUAACCUUCUCACUGUUGCAUCUUUCACAAAUUUUGAAGGGAUUUUUCACAAACCCAAGACUCUGUGAUACAUUAGAGUUUGAUCUGGCUUACCAAACUGUUUGCUCUUGUCUGUCAUGGCUUUUUAACAGUGCAUUCACAACAGGGUACCAAAAUUUCCAAACUGCUUCACUUACUAUCUCUUUUGACUCGAGGAGCUGUUAUAACUCCAAAAACAUGUGGUACAAUAAGAAACGGGUUGAUAGAGAAAGGACCGCAGUAAAACUACUUAAGUAAAAAGGUAGCAGGUGUGGGUCAGAUAUCUCUGAUAUUCAAUGACAAAGAAAGAUUUAUGAAAAUUUAAUGGAAUAAAUAAGCAAAUUCUGCUAUAGCUCCUAGUUGUUAAUUUUCAACAGAUUUAGGUUAUCAGACAUAUAGAGGCUAUGUUUUAUGAAAGUUGCAUGCCUCACACUUCGAAGCUUGUUGUAGCACUGUUCAAGGUGAGAAUACUGAAGUCAAAAAAUUACUCAACUCAACUUAAUUUAGUCAGCUUUUUUUUAUACAUACAAGCAGCUGUCACAAGUGCCUGACAAAGAAAUAGAUGAAAUACAAGGAGAGAAAUUAACAAUUAUAAGACUGUUAAAGACAGAGAUAAAGUGCCUUUAACACUGUGUGGCAGUACCUGCAUCCAAAUGAACUUGAGACACUCUGUGGCUCUUACUGAUCUUUUUCUUCUUGUCUAGAUCUUUGCUCGUGUUGUUCUUGUUCUUGAAUGUAUAUCGAUUUGGAUGAAAGUGUCUAAUAAAUGACAUUGUAACAUUGUAACAAAGGUACUCAAAUACUCAUUCAUAGAGAACUAAGUAAAACAAAUAGAUAAUAAAAAAAAAUUAGGGUCAGUAAAUGGGACAAAUGACCAGAACUAAAACAAUGGUAAAAUUAUAUCUUACAACAAUAAAAAUGUUAAUAAGGCUUUGAAAUACUUCUUUCAAUGCCUUGUAUUUAAUAAUUUUCAGGUCUCACUGAAGACUCCUGUGAAAUUGUAUGUUUAGAAAAAUAAAAGUAUUCAGCAGUGCUGUUAAAAGUGUUCAUUAUUACACAGUUAUAUAAGAGCUUCGUUAAAAUAAGGUUGACAGCAAAUUGAUGUGGAGUGUCAUAUUUAAAAAUCAUUAGUCACUUUAAAGCAGCUCGCCACAACACAUCUGUCUCCUUACUCAAACCCUGCAGAGAUCUGAGGAGUAUCAAAUUUCUUCACAGCUAGAUGCUGAUGUUUUGUGCUCCGAGUUCACAAGUUCACGGCUCUGUGUAUAAACUGUUUAAAGCAUCUAAGUGUUUACUUUUAAUCUGCAGCUCAAAAACAGCCGCAUUUAGUUUGUUCUCAUACUUUAACACUGAUAGCACUUGAGAAACCUCCAUUGCAAAACCAUGAGAAAUAUACCCCUGUCCUUUGAGCCCUUACACUUAUGCUGUGUGUGAAAAAGGUCAAAAGUAUAACUGAAUCAAAUCUUGAUACAAUCUUCAAGGGGGCUGUCAUACAGAAAUCUGCAAAUGAGGAUAUGAACAUCACACUUUAUCUCCAAAGCUAUGAAAAACAUUCAGAUGUUUGUCACUCAGCACUUUCAGUACCACUCAUCCAGAAGAACUCAGUUUAUGUGUGAAAAAUGCUUCAUUUCACAGAUUUUAACAGCAUUUAGAGUCAUUUAUCCUUUUCUGCCCUCAAAUCCCCAAAGACAGCCAUUUACAAAGAGUUUAAUAAUUUAACCUCUUGAUUUGAACUUUUCAUACAUGAUUUUGAUCUCUUUUCCAGCUCCGAGAUCUGAUCCACAACAAGCGAGGUGAAUUACCAGGGGGGUUGAUCCUCACACUGGAUAAUGGUAAUGCCCCGAAGUUCAAAGCCGAUGAGAACUGGCACCACCACAGAAACAUCUCUGACAUGAGCGGUGUGUCUGUCACUGAGGGCAUGCUGCAGGCUGGCAACCACAUGCCUCCACUACAGGCCCUCCAGCAGUCCCAACAGGCUCUCUGCAGGGCGCUGUUUGACUUCAACCCUGGAGAGAUGAAUCUGGAAGACAGUAAACAUUGUCUCAGCUUCCUCAAGGUCUGCCUUACAAAUUGCUGACUUAUUUAAUGGUUUAUUCUUGUAUAAGUACACAGAUGUUUUACUUGUAGGGUUUCUUAGUCUGUAACUAGAAAAGCACUCGGAGAGCGCAGACCUCCGCCAAGCAGCUCAUGUCCCCCUUUAUGUUGUUAUUCACACCAAAACUUUUAAUGUUACGUGUCUUUUAUUAACUUUUAUUUGUGUUUAAGAGAUCUGUUUUUCAAGAAAUAAUAACUACAUGGACAGGAGAGGUCAGCAAAACUGCUUUUGUGUUCAGGGGUAACCAAAAUCUACAGGAAGUCAAAGUUCCUUUAUAGGGGCUUUAAUGUAAGCCACGUCAACAUCAAGAUACUACAAGCUAAAAACAAAGACUUAUGUGACCGAAAUGUGUGCAAGAAUAUUAAUACACACAAGAUAUAUAUUUUCUUGAUGAGUCUCAAAUCAAGAAGUAAAACUUAUCAAGUAAAAGUUCGAACAGCAUGGGCAAUUAUUUUAACUCAUGACUUUGAAUUAAGCACUUUUUUUGUCUUGUAAAUUCUUGAAAUGAGGUUUAGGUUUGGACCAGGUAGAUGUGGCUUUUACUAAGUGAAGUAAUGUACUGUGACUAGAAAUCACUCAUAUGCGUAUGGUAUGAUUAGGGUUUUUAUUUUGGCAAUGUAUUUGCUGUUUGUGGUUUAGUGAAUCUAUAAAAUUUGCCAUAUUUAAGCGGUUAAUGUUACAUGAAAUAAAAAUGUUGUGGUUGUUGGUUAAACCAUCAGGGGAACUUUAAAACAGACGUCUUUGUUAAUGGACCCAUCAUUGUAUUGGUUUGCUUAUACAUGCAAUAGAUACAGCAAAUCAGAUUUAGUAGAAACAAACUUGACUGAUAAUGCUUAUAGAUAGUCAUUGUUUGUUUUGUGUUGAUGGACGGAGCUGGAGGUUCAGACAUUUACUGCUGUGAUGUUUGUUUACCCUCAAGGAUUUCUAAGGCAGUUAUAUAAGGGCCGCCGUACUUGUGUGCUAUCCAUUAAAGCACACUUACACUCGGCUCUUUUCUCCCCCAGUUUAAUGCAGAUGGUCAAAUGGUUUUUAGAGUGAGGCUGUCCACAGAAAAGGCUAGGCCUGCAGACACGAAGUGAGUGGAUGUCACAUGCUGCAGGAGAAACACAGAGACUUUUCAGAGCUGAGUGCUCAAUCUCCUGGACGACCACACUGUUACAUGCACCUGGCAUCCUGUUUUGUUGUUUUAUAGGUUCCUCUGCCUCUCAGCUUUCUUGCACUUUGUCUGAGCCCAACUCUCUGAGUGUCUGUUUCUUAUUUCUGGGCUACAGGGGGACGUCCUCACCCUCAUCAGGCGGGUGGAUGAACACUGGAUUGAAGCCAAGUUAGGGGACAAAGUUGGAAUUUGCCCUUUGCAGUUUACUGAGGUGAGUUCUCCUUAGCUCUUUCUCCCCUUGUUGUUUGAAUGCUGGCUUUGGCCUUUUCGGCUUGAUGAAACUUGACACCUGCCGAUGACACUUUGGUCUGACAGUGAGGCUCUUGUAACGAAUCAGACCAUAGAUGUCAUUGUUGGAUGCCAUUAAUUCCAGGUCACUGCCGAGGCGCUACCUUGAUUUUCAUUCAAAUCUUUGAUUCAUUCGUAAAUGUCACUCUUGCACUGCAAAGUGCUGAGCCAGAGAGCUAAUCUGUGAAGCCCUGCUGUGUCUGCAGCUGCUCAUUACUGUGUGACUAUGUGGCUUACUCAGGUUUGCCGUGCUUGCUUAGCUAGCUGACUGUCAUUUGUUUCCCUCUGAGAUUUCUGACUUAAGGAUUAACUUUAUCCCUGCCGGGGGAAUUUGCUCUCUCCUACAGUGAGGUUAAUGUGGUGCCUCAUUCAGUUUUCUUCCCUCACUUGUCAUCUAUUCUUGUAUAGUUUUAUUUUAAUGUCUCCCUCUCUUCCCCUCCCCUCUUCUCCUGUCCACCCAUAUCUCCUUCUGAAGCCCCGCCUCAGUGAUGCUCUUCAUCUUUAUCCAACUCUGUUCUCAAUUCUUUCAUCCUCCUCUUUUCUCCCCUCCUCCUCCUCCUCCACUCUGAGCCAGCCUCUCAUCGUGUCGUGCAGCCAGGCGUAAAGACACAGUAAUGCUUUCUCUGCUUGGGUGGCAUAACAGCACAUCACUGUGGGGAGUGAAAGCAUUAACCCUGCCAUGUCUGUCUGUCUGCCUGCCUGCCUGUCUGUGCAGCUUCUCUCUUAGCACCAGUCAACCCUCCCCGACAUACUGGCUGGUACUUAUGCUUCUGGCUGCCUGCUUCCCUGCCUGCUUGUCCAACAAGUUGUAGGGGUGAGUUGAGUGGUGAUAAGUGGGUGUGUUUAGACAGCCGUUUUGCUGAUCAGCAGGAGCAGAGUUUGACAGGAGCUGGUAGCAGGUAGCAGCAAGUUUUAGGGGAUUUUUUCAGCUGAAGAUUGACUGUUUUCUGUGAUAUGCUUUAUCCCCACUUCCUUUUUAUUUUUUCAUUUCUUUCAGCCAAACUCUGUUGCUGCCAAACUACUGGAGGGAAAAACUCGCAAGGGGAGUGAGUCAGCAGAAUUUCAUCACCGGACUGGGAUUGGGGGCAAAGACAAGGCCACCGACGUACCUGGCAGGACCACCCUUUACGGAGUCCCUCAAGUCCCGGCUAAGGCACCCAUCAUCAAUGCUUUGCCCCUCUCUAACCAGCAGAAACAGCCUGCAGCCAGUGGUGGCAACUUUUAUCGGACCAGCAAAGGAGAGACGACCAAAACCAGCACCAACUUUAACCAUCAGGGUCAGCCGCAGCGUCUUUCUGUGCAUGCUUCCAGCCGUGGCCUCUCUCACCCCAGAGUGAACUCCCAGCGAAUGAGGCGCCACUCUGACACUACACACCAACACCUGUUACAGGUGAGUCACAUGGUAGCACUUUUGUCUUCUUGCCAGCUGUGCUGACGCUGUUCAAUUCUCAGACCUCAUUUUCCCAUGAUCUUUGAGCUACAAUGAGGCUGGCUUAGCUUUGUUUGCAGUGUUUUGUAUAACAGAAAACACAUGGUUGGAAAAAGGUGGUUUUCUGUGAGAUAAUUGAUGUUUUGAUUUGAGUCAUCGAGGGAUUUAGUAGACCUCAGGGGUUGCAGGGAGGUAACCGUGACACAGAGCUUCAGGAAUGAAUGUGAGAAAGACAUCGCCCUUGAGUUGGCUGCAACAGGAUGAAGUUUCACUCGCUGAAACAACACAGAUGUGAAAAAGGGUUAGAUAUGAAAGAUGACGGCUAGACUCAUAACUUUGAAAGGUUUUUAAUCAAGAGUCCUGGAGCACAAGUAAGGAUUUCCUCUCAGAGUGAAGUAGUGGUGAACAGGGUGUGUGUCCUUCUGCCUUCUUUAGCUCUGAUACAGAUGUGUGCUUCAGAGAUGUUAUUUUGAAAGAGUGUUAGACACGUACUGGACCAGUCUGAGUAUAUUUAUAAACUUCCGACAGGCACAACAGCAAAAAUUUGACCCACAUUUCAAGCGACCCUAUCAACCACAUUAUCUCAAGUGGAGUUUGACCUCUGAGGUGACACUUUUGAAUGAAACUGCUGUUCCUUAAAGGGACCGAGUGUGUUUUAGUGGUUCUUUAGACUCCUUUGAGCUCUCUUUGUCCUCCACUAUAUCAAGCUGUGUUAUAACUUCACGACAUUUGGCUCCUAGUUUAUCAGGACAAGUCUUUGAUGGACCAACAAGAUCCCUGGUGCAUAUUUUAUAACACCAUGAUGAUGACAUUUGUUUUCUUAUUAUCUAUUUGGUUGAGUUUUCUUGUUUUUCUGUGUCGUAUUUCAUCCCAAAUCAUUUGAUGUUAUAAAAAGAGCAUGAUUUGAAAACGCUGUAAGAGCAUCUUCUUACUUUGUCUCUUUCAGCACUUCUUAUUAACAGUUUUAGGGUCACAGCUGUAUUUGUUGACAUUCUUUUGCAUUGGGAACAGUGGCACAACAUCCUGUGAAUACUGCACUAAGUCAAAGCCAGCCAAUGCCUGAGUGCAGUUCAAACAUAAAAGCCAGUGUGAGGUUUAAUAAUAUCACUCGCUGCCAACUUCCCUGCCCGCCAAGAUAAUGAUUUCCUUUGAUUCAGCUUAAAUUUCACUGCUCUUCAGCGCAAUAAUAAAUGUCAAAGAAUUAAACAAAAAUAUGCUAAUCCUUAAGAGGGUUCAGAGAAAAACUGUGAAGAGAAGGAAGGAGAAUUAACAUGUUAGAAAAAAAGAUAAGAAAAACAGGAAAUGGAAGAGAUAAGAUGGAAGAUGGACGAGAGCAGAAGUAGGGAAAAGGUGAGAGGAAAUACCAGGGGAAAAAAGAUGGUGCCCAGUUAGGAAGAGGAAAGGAAAACAGAAUGUAUAAGAUGCAAUAAAGAAAAACACAGAAGAAGGUGGAGGAGAAAUGAGAGAAAGAUGUAGAAAGUAGGAGGCUUGGAGAGUCCCUGUGUGUGUGUCUGUUUAUCUCUCUCAUGCUGAUGAUGAUGAGUCACUGGAGAAGUUGGUUACAUAAGAGAGCCCCCUCCCCUUUCACUCUCUCCCUCCUCUGAAACUCCUUCCUCUUCACUAGGCAGGUAACACUCACUUUCACAUCAGUGGGCCAGUAAUAGCAGACAAGCCACGCACUUUUCUUUUUAAAGGAGCCGAGGGUUCUGUCCCUGAAGCCGAGGUUGAGCUCCCCUCUGACCGAGCUGGCAUGUGUGCUAUUCUUAGCUCUGCAUCCCGUCAGCUCUCACCUCUGGCUCGGCUGUUUCACACCGAGAGAUGCUGCUUCCCACCAACUGUGGAUGAAAUAAUGUGUUUUCGCGUGAAUAUUGGCAGGCUUAUGUAAGAGCAACAUUUAGGGUGGGAAUGAUUCAAAAGUGAGAAUGUCUUCAAAUGCAAAACAACCACACAUUAUUCAAUUUAACAACUCUGAAAUGCCCAAUAACACUUUCUUGUAAUUACUUUGUCUUAAAGUUUGGCUAAAUAGAGACAUAUGACAAAUGAAACUUUUUAUUCACCAGUUCAAACCACUUGUAGUUUUAAUGGUGCAGCUGAUUCUGUAAGCCUUUUCUUCUCAGGCAGGUCUGCCGAGGUCGAAGAGCCCAAGUUGAAAAAGCAUGAUCACCUUUAGUUUUAGACCUUAACUUGGGAACAACCUGGAGUCUCCCUGAGGAUUUAAGGUUGCAGGCUGCCUCAAAAGAGGUCAAUAUUAUUGGAUAAGUAGCUCUGGGUGAGACCUGUCUCAGUAAAUACUUAAAAUCAACAAGGAGCCAUUGAAGGGGGGUGAAGUUUGGAGUGAUGUGAUCCUGUCUACAAACCAAAGAGAAGUUUAUCUGCUGUUUUCUGCACUAGUUAGAAGCAGGACAGUGUUUUUUUCAUUAGUAAGGAUAAGAGAGAUGCAAUGAUUGAACCUGUAGAAAAUGAAUGCAUGACUUUUUUUUCAAGAUCUGAUUAAGGGAGUAUGUGUUUUAUUUCUGUAUUGGUGCAUUUCAGGAAAAAACACGACUGUACAACUUUGUUGAUAUAAGAUUCAAAGUUAUGGUGACAAUUAGGUUUUGGUAAAACACUAUUAUUACCUGGUAGAUCUUGAACCAAGGAUGAAUUUAUCAUAUCCCCAACACUAUUAAGCCCUAAAUGUUGUAUUAAUUGGAAGUAAAACUGUGGUGACAGCAUCCAUAUUUGUAAACCUUAAUAUUGAAUCACAUCUUUUUAUCCAGAACAUUUCAUGCAAAGACCCUUUUGGCCACAAAGCUUGUUUUUUUAUAAUUUUUACAACUCCACACAAUUAAAAAGUUGUGUAGUUUAAGCCUGGGUAUGAACAAAAAUAUUGAAAUUUGGCUAGUAGCUUCAGAGGUGCCAGUUUAUUUGAUGGGCCAUGAGUGAGGCACUAAAAUCUAACAACUUGGGGCACCUGAGGGCCUGUAACCCUCUCACCUAGCCUGUUUGUGGAGGUAUGCAUUUUUCAGCGUGUGUUGUUGCAUGUUCAACAACAGUUUAAAAAAAGAUGUUCCUGAAUUUUUUUUUUUUUAACUUUAUUUUUAUGAAUUUUUUAAAUACUUGUAAAGAGUGAAAUAAGAUGGAAAAAUAUACAUACAAAUAUUUAUACUGUUACAUAGGGAGAAAAGAAUCAUAGUAACAGUAAUCCUUAGUUUGUCCUUCAUAUCAAAACAGGACAGAAACAUCCUCACCCGAGUGCCCAACAACACCUAGAGAGCAUGUCAAAUAGAACAGAAGGGAGCACUGUCCUGAACUGUUUUUAUCUUUUUAAAACAAUUUAUAACUGAUCGAUGUCUUAAAUGUGUCUUGAAAAUAUAACUAGAAUUCCUCCAGCUUGUCUGGGCUUGUAAAAGUUGUCAUCAAAACAAAUACUGGUUGAUACAAUCCAACUAUUCACACUGGAACUGAAGAUUUAAGAAACAAUGACUGCCUCAACAGCAAAUGUUAUUGCUCAGGGAAUUACUGUUUUUUUUCCCAUCAUCCACAGAGAUGUUGUAGUUGCCGUACAAAAACCAGUGGAGUUUAACUGGAUCUUGUAGGGUUACUGAAAAUGAUAUCGGCAUGUUGUAUGGUAUCAACAGUAAUCUAACCAUCAUGCUUUGUGUGGCUGCAACAAUCCUUAUGUAACUAUCAAAUUAGAGUCUGACGAUAUCAUUGCUCCACCUAACAUCACUCUGACUGAAGGUGUAAUAAACCUGCGUAACUGAAACACCUGUGAGGGUGUGCAGGGUGUUCAAAGUGAUAACUCUGACAUUUGUGUGUCCACAUAUGUAUUGGCUUUGUCAUACAUUUUAACACUACUGAUUAUAACACUGUGCUGUGUUAUGUGACUUAUCUUUUUUGAGAAUCCUUAAUCCACUGUUUUGAAGAAAACGGCCCAUAACUGACUGUCUAUGAUGAGAUGAGACAAAGAAUCCUCUUCUUGGCCUCUUAAUGCUCAUCGUAGAUCAAAGUAGCUAUAGUUGUAUAAAAAAGAUACAUAUAGAAAAGAGUUUAUGCUUUUAUUAUAUGUAAUUUGGCAAAGCUUCCAAGUGUCUUCACAAUGAUAGGGAACCAGGAAAUUAGACUGUUUUGGUAUUAGACAUCCUGUCUCGACCACUGAUGUCAGCUCAGAAGCGAGACAACUUGGUGGCACUUAUAUUGAAGGUAAGACAGGACAGGGGUAUAAAUAUCAUGCCCUGAAAAGUCAAUAUAAGUGGGGCUACAGUUGCUGUUUUAAAUGACAUGACUAAAGCUUGUGUAGCCUUCUCAAAACUGGAAGAUCCGAUUUUCUUUUUAUCCUUUAUUGCAAAAUAUUUACACUUUCUUCACAGUAGUUGAAAAAGGGCCUGUACUUAACUGCCAGAGCCAAAAUCUGCAGACUAGCUGGCUGUUAUGGCUAUGUAUUACUGCUGUGUAAAUGACAGUUUGAUCAUUUAUUUUUAAAGAAAUUAGAAAAGUCAGCAUGUUUUUUUUUUUUGUCAGAAUUCUAGUUAGGUUAUUUUAUUCAGAAGAGACUGUUUGAAUAAUUACAAUCUGAUCCUGGAAAAAAAGCUCUUUAUUUGAUUAAACCGCCUAUUAAACUUUAUUAUGAAGGAAUAUUUGGAAAUUCUAUAUUGUAGAAACAUAUAUAUUCAACAAAUAGACAAAAGUAGAUAGUACACUCUGUUGAAAUAUGUGGCAUAAUUUAGUAUUACGGCAGCAGAUUUUUAGGGCAAGUAAAUUAAUAUAUUUACACCAUCACUAAAACUAGAAAAUGAAAUAUCCAGAAAUUAUACUUCAGGUGUAUUAUCAGUUAUACUUAAUACUUCCGUGCAAUGCUUCAAGUCAGAGCAUUAGCUGAGUCAAAAAAGGUUUCCGUUCAGCCGUCAUCUCUGGCAGGAGAGCUUCAAAGCCAAACGUUACUAAUCCUCUGCUGAUUAGCAAUUUAUUUUUGCAUUCUGUCUGCUUGAGUUCAUCCACCAUAUACAACAAAUCAGCCUUUAAUUUACUGCAUGACCAAUAGCUGCAGCAUCCUCUCCAUGUAAAUAUAGCCAGUGCCACUGCCGGGUCACUGCACCUGGCCUUUGCGUGACUGAAAGAUAACCGAAGCACUCUCUCUGAAUCUGAUAAAACACAAACCAAGAAUAGAAGGAGGACACGAUGUAAUGAAAAGAACUAAAUAUUUUAUGGUAUGAAAUGAAGAAGGAUUGGUUCCUUUACUUUUACUCUGCUUUUACAAAAAUACAAUAACAAGUAGAUCAAAAGCCACUCAUGACAGCAGUUUUCACCCAUGUUUCCCCUUGUGGGCAUUAAAUCAGAACUUUUUAUUGCUCUCUUCUGCCUCACCGCACCACCUUUAAGAAGUAUUACUUUACUUAGAGCAGCAGCCGCCUCUUUGUAAUGACUUCUUUUGUGCUGCGCUGUUGAAGAGUGUGAAUGCUUUGCAGCCUAAUGGUAGAAGGGCUGUAUGAUUAAGGCACAUGUCAUACAUAGAGAGCCACAUGCCAAGAGUAAUGCUUGAAGCUGUUUAUGAAUGGUGUGGCGCUGUUGAUGGCAGCAACUCUCUGCAGAGAGAAUAAGCUCAGGUGAAGUGAUAUCUGACUUUUGCAUGAUAUCAUUACAGCUUUUUUGCAGCAUAAACUUUGGAGAAUUCAUCUAACCAAAAUGCACUAUUUAGCAUUUAUCACAGAAUUAAAGACUCAUUUUGUAUGGUUGUUAACGGUUGAGACACACCUCUGUGUCACUCCCUGCGAGUCACUGGCUGUGUCAGGCCUGACUCACAGCCUGCUGACUUCAAGCCUGUCAGACUUUGUUUGUUCUCUGAUCUAAAAAUAAUUAAGAAAAUAAAAGACAAAGAAAAGAGAGGCCUGCCAGUCUGUUAUAAAUCCUUUUGUUGCUACAGAAAUUAUAUACAUCAUCAUCUUUGUUGGAGAUUGAGCUAAAAACAAUGUCAUCAAAUCAUAUCUAAUACCAUGAGGACAAAUGAAAGGACAUUCCUGAAUGGGUGAGCAGAGAAACAGAGGAAAAACAAUGCAUAUUUUAUCCCACAGAAGACAAGCCUUUGCUGAAUAAUUAAUGGGUAAGAAAAUAAAUAAAAUCAGAUGUUGCAUCCUCAGCAGUCUCCACAUGCCCACCACAAUUAAUCUCCAAGUGAGAGUGUAGAGUGACAUGUUUGAGACAGCGUUACAUCACCGUCAUCGCUGCAUUAGCUGAGGAGUACUUUGGUUGGCUGCUUAUUUGAUAAGGACAAUAAUAUGAAUAAAAGUUGUACAUCUUUUUAAGCUUUCUAAAAUCAAGAUACCCAGACACUGUGAAAAACCAUCCUCCAUUUUAGUUCAGAAGUUUGUUUAUAGUUUACACACACUUUAGUUGCCCCGGUUUGACCCAGCUUAAGGAUAUAUUCCAAGGUUGUUUUUUUAUUUUUUAUUUUUUUUAUAAUCCAAAAAUCUUCUGGUAAGCUCAUUGCUUUAGUUCGGACUCAAAUAUUUCAGUUACUUUUAAAUAGAUUCUUACAAACAUUAAUAAUGCACAGGAAAUAGAGAUGAAUCACAACAGCUGUGAUGAACCUCUGACCUUUUCCCUGAAGCGUUUCACAGUUUUGGAUCUCUGUCCAUAACGUUAGGUAUAUGAAUGGCCCAUACAGUGAUCGAGUGGGUCUAAUUAAUGGACUUGACUUUUCAUUCACUGCCAUCAUCCGGUCAAAUAUUUCAUUUCUCUAGUGCUAACGAUAAUUAAUUAAAAAGCCUCUUAAGCCUGAGUUGCUCUUAAUACGGUAGUUGGCUAACAUGCUAACACUUCAAACUGGGCUGGUGAACAUGGUUAACUUCAGCCUGUUACAUGCAGGAUUUAGGUAUUUUUUGAUCUCAUUGCAUCAACCUUAACGCAAGAGAGACUCCAGAGAUACUGAUGCAUUCAUCUGUGUCUGCAUUUUUAUUUAUUUAUUUGUUUAUUCAUUAAUCUAUUCAUUUUUGUGCAGUUUAGUGUUUAUUUGACAGCUGACAAAGGGCAGGGAAUGUGGGGAGAAGACAGUGGGAUGGCAUGCAGCAGAGGGCUGAGGCCAGGAGUCACGCUUCUGAGUCAAAGUGUAACCUCUGUACACAGAGUGCAUGCUUGAAUUUUUGUUUGUUUUUAGCCCAAAAAUCUUAAGUCACAGUAAUACCAGUGUCAGGGAAAGAGCUGACAAAAUGUAACGCCAUAUUCAGAGUAAACAUCUCAAUGUCUUAUGCACUGAUCAGUCAACACACAACUAACCACUCUCACACUGUGGCUUUUCAUAUAUGCUUUUUAAUUACCCUAAAGUAAACCAGACCUCCUCCUUUGAUAUUACAUACAUCUGUUGUAAAAUCAUGUAAUAUGAAUUGUUUAUGGUCAUGUUUUGUAACAAUCAAAGGGGGAGUUUAUCAUAUGCUUAGAGUAUGUUUUCUAUUUUGAAGAUUCACUAAACACACCUCUGCCACAUGGGUCUUAUUGUUAUUGCAAAUAAUUCCAUAGAUUGGACUUAUUACAACCUCAUGCAUGUUUCUGUCAUAACAGAAAGAAAUGUAACCAUCAAAAAGAUGAAUAGCUAAUAUAUACUCUCAGUAAAAUGUUGUUGUCUCCUAAGAAGUUAGAUUCAGGCACAAAUGAAGAGUGACUAACAUCUGUUUUUCCACUUAAUGCCUAAAUGCUUACCGUCUCCAUCAUUUGAAAAGGUCUCAAGUGAAAUUCUGGAUGAUUUCAACAUUUAUGCGAUGCUGUGUAAGACUCGCUUGCAUGGCUGUAGGCUUUUGUUUUUAUCCAGUGUUCUUUAAUGAAAAUCCAUGAAUCACAUUCUGAUUUCCAUAAUGUUAAUCAUUUUGAAUUCAUUUCAUUUCAGAGUGAAAAAAAGAUGACCAGUGAGACCCCACCCACCAUCUCCAUGGCCCUAGUGAACCCUCAAAUGUCCUCUGCCUCUGCAGACAGCAAAACCUCCUCCACACAGCAGCUCUCCAUCAGUGUGUGAGUCAGUGUUUUAAGCAGUAAUGAUCUGAAGCUGCCAGAUCUCUUGUGCAAGAAAAUACAAGAAAACAAGUCAAGAAACACUCAAGUACCCCUUCAACAAGCAAAAUCUGGAUAUAUAAUGUGGGAAGUAUAGAAAUAACAUAGACUUAACCUCUGUGUGACUCAGGUGUGCCGUCCUCUACUCCUACAAACCACGACGGCCGGAGGAGCUAGAGCUGAGGAAAGGAGAGAUGGUAGGAGUGUAUGGAAAGUUCAAAGAAGGCUGGCUGCGUGGGUUAUCGCUCAGAACGGGCAAAGUAGGCAUCCUGCCCAGCAACUACAUCUCGCCUGUGCUCAGGUGAGAGGCUGUGACCCCUUACUGCUGUAAGUGGGAGCUAAUGACAAUGUGAUUUAGUGUGGGCAGGACGACGUGUCAUUAGGCAAACGCUUGAAUAAUUCAUAUAUAACUUUAACCCUGAAGCUUGUGUUGUUUAAAUACAGAAUUCCCUUUACAGGAGUAAUAUACAGUAGAAACUUAAGUUUGUGUGUGUCAUUGCCUCACUGCAGAACCUCAGCCAGACUCCUGGAGAACAAAGCAGCUAACUCGUCCUCACAGUACGGCACAGCAGCUGGAAAGAAGCCCACAGCUGCUAAGAAUCCUGCCGUGGUCCUUGCUCUUGAUAGGGUAAAUGAUGGAACGAUAUACUCAUCUGGGCAGGUGCAGCCUCUGCCAAAUGGAGCACAGCAUGCAAUGUCAUCCACAGGGGCUGGAAAACCAAUUCUCUAUGGUAGCUCUCAAGGUUGGGACACAGUCAGACGGAUUUUUAACCCCCAUAGAGGUGAGAGUUUAACAGCCUUUUGCACUCUGUUAAUAAAACUAGAGCUUGCAGUGUGUCUAAACGAUGUCUUUUAAUAUCCAUUUUAGGCUCAAACCAUUUCUCCCAAAUGUCCAAUAUGAACAUCCCGUCCAACUCUCAACACUUUGCACAAGUUCAGGCAUCCGGCUACUCACCUGCCUUGCAGAGAAAGAAAAAUACCGGGCUCCUCUCCAAAUCUGGUCGCCCAAUGGGUUGGAUGACUGAGCCAGCAGCGCCCUCUGCUGCUGCCUUUAAGGACAGAGACUUCACUGCCUUUCAUGAGGCAACAUUUCAGCAUGACAGACAUCCGUCCAAUAGGCCUCAAUCAAUACUGGUCAGACCUGACUCCCACAAGAACAAUACAGACAAGGUGAGGUUAUAUGAUGACAAGACAUAAAGAUUUGUGCAUGACCCUGUGUAUUUGUGCACAUGUACAUUUGUGUGUAGGUUUGCAUGUACUGUAGUUAUAAAAACAGUGUAUAUGUGUACAUGUAUAUACAUGUAUGUAGAUGUUUUACUGUAAUUAUUUAACACUUUACAUGAGAGCAACCAUGAGAGCACAUUUUCUUUUAAUUCAAGUUUUAUUAUUGGUUUUAGUCUCUUGGUACUAAAUUUUCUUUGUCCCUCUGCUUUUCACACAUUUAUAAGAAACACAACCAUUUAUCAAUUUUUGCUGGUUUUAUUUAACUCUCUCCUUGCUUUCUUUUUGUUUCUCACCCUCUUUUUCAACAAUCAAAACUUAUUUCUCCACUUCCUGACUCCUCAUACAUCAUUCAUACAUUAACUGUCACUGUUUAUAUGUCCACACAUUGUCCCAUUUCCUCUUUUCUUCCCCUUGUACAUCACUUUUCUCUCAUUGUGUCAUCUCACCAAUAUAUAGCUAACAGUUAGUAUUUGCUUCCCUAGCCUGCAAAGUCAGUGCGGUUCCUCACAGAUGAAGACUCCCCUCCCCCAAGACCUCGGACCUCCUCCUGGUCAUCAGGAAGUCAGGUUCCUGCCAAUGUCCGUCCUGGCCCCCCUCCGUUGGAAGUGUGGGCCCCAUCUCUCACCCUAGGAAGAGAUGGACCAGGGAUCAUCCUCAAAGAAGGAAAAGUCCCCGUUCUGCGAAAAGGUCUUGAAACGACCAUCUCAGAUCUAAAUUCUAAUCCACAGAGAUCAACUCUGUCACAGCCAUCCCUGCCUGCUGUGUCAGCACAGUUCAGCCCAAGCAGGUAUGCUAGAUUUGUACAAUAUGCCUUACAAAUGAGAGACUUGGUUUUUGUCUAUUUCUUAGACAGGCAUGAUGGACUUGCAAAUAUUUUAUUCAUAUAAAAUUCUCCUUCUCCAUUUUUUUCCAGACACAGAGUGACAACAACGCAUUUAGCCCAGACAGACUCAGAGCUCAGUCUGCUUCAAGGGGAGCUGGUUCUUGUUCAUAGACCUAGACCUGAUGGACGGGUUCUGGUUACUCAGGAGAACAGUGGGCAGACGGGCUUAUUCCACUGCAGUAUUCUUCAAGCCCUGGAGAGGCUCAGCUGACUGUGUAAUACUGCUGUAGGACUGUUUAUUUCUAUACUCCAUGUGUUCAAACUGCCAAAUGACUUGACUGACCUGCUGAACAAUAUCAUGUGUGUAGAGGUCAAAAGGUUACUACUGCCAAAUGACAAUCUUAUGAAGGAGGUGUUCAUUUUUGUCCUGAGUGCAUAUGAGAGUGUGAGGAAAUUUUCCAGAGAUAAUAUAUUGUGUACCUCCAAUAUAUGUGCAUGUCUGUUACACAUGUACUAUUAUAAGAUUUUGCACAAAAACACACCUAAUGACUGUUCCUUGUUGAAUACCCAUGUUACACGCAAUGGUUAGUGCCUUUGUCAAAACCCACAAAGAAAACAAACUAUAUUUAACUAUAUUUAGUGACAUCAUGAAGUAAAAUAUCUGUAGUGCUUCUCUGGUAAUAAAUUAUACUUCUAGAAA
Molecule: messenger RNA, 17752 nt
Organism: Xyrichtys novacula (pearly razorfish)
Lineage: Eukaryota; Metazoa; Chordata; Actinopteri; Labriformes; Labridae
Source: the annotation of a GenBank genome assembly